AAAGUGUAUAGGAAACUGAACAGAUGUAAAAGCAUGCCUUGCUUUCAGAGUUGUUCAGAUCCAUUUCGAUUGCUCAAAUACGACAUCACCUCUGCAUGUAAAUUUACUGGGGGCAGUUGUCCACUUCUGGUUCAAAGGCACAAUGUCAUUCCGGGAAUAUUUUUGAUGUAUGUUCGUGGAAAAUUAGUAUUUGCCAACUUUAUUUUCAAUGGUUAUAGCACAUCUGCUAAAGACCUUCAAAAGCAAAUUGUGAAGACAAAGAGUGAUUAUCAUACGGGAUAUUUCCUACCCAAUGACUUCAGGAUCCGGUAGAGUGAUACACAUUCUCUACCUUAUCUUGUACUUUUCAUUAGUAAAUCCCAGAAAAGGGCCACAUGUCAAGAAUUGCCUUUAUGAAUGUUUGUUCCUUGCUUCAAAUCUCUUCUGGAAAGAGGUAGUUUAUCUAUUUCAAAAUUCUGUUCAAGUCCAUUUGGAGGCAUCACUGAGCUUGCCAAUAAGACACCAUGAGCAAAGCUUACCUUCAAGGGUUGAAAAAAUUUAUGGACAAGAAAUUAUCACUGAAAUUGAAUGGUAGUGCAUAGGUCCCAGGAAUACUGUGGGGAUUCAGUCCCUUUAUGAAUCUUGUGAUAGAUGAAUGUAAGGAGACAGUAAGCAGUGGGCAACAGAACGAUAUUGGAAUGGUGGGAAUAUGAGGAAAAUAAACAAUGGGCAUGUUCACUGGAAGAUAUCAUCUGCUUCCACAUGUCCCCUCUACGCAGCACCUGUUUUUCUACUAUAUAAAAACCAGGUCAUGGCCAUUUUUAUAUUGAACUUUUUUGUUAAAUACAUUUUUGUAGUAGUAAAACAAACAAGUAAGUAAAAGUUCAGUUCAAGGAAGGCCACUUUUUCUUUAACCAGCAUAUAAGGUUCAAACCAAUCAUUCGUUCAAUUAUGUAGAAAAAAUUAUGAUCCACUAGAUCAUUUUAACGUUCUUCUUAAUUCAGUAUGUCUUUUCUGUCAGGGAGGUCAUACAAGUCAACAAAUACAACAUGAUUAGACUGUAUCCAAUGGCUGACAAUCACUGAGAAGGGUGAAAAUGGAGCUUUUAAAACUCAUCUCCUGUUUUCACUCUCAUAAAUUAUCAUGUGAGCCACUUUAAUGACCAAACUAACUUAGACCAAUGAACCCAUGGCUUUCCUAGAAAAUUGCCAUCGUUUGUCAGUAUAUUUACAAAUUCUG
Messenger RNA from Neogale vison (American mink), 1218 nucleotides. RefSeq lists its product as uncharacterized. The transcript is spliced from 3 exons. Bases 34 to 312 code for a protein of 92 amino acids. The record is from RefSeq and is a predicted model, not a curated record. Lineage: Eukaryota; Metazoa; Chordata; Mammalia; Carnivora; Mustelidae.